Alosa alosa (allis shad) is the source of this 1561-nucleotide messenger RNA. It is a transcript of the gene igldcp, whose product is annotated as galectin 17. Gene Ontology annotation, cellular component: external side of plasma membrane. The coding region runs from base 134 to 961 and encodes 275 amino acids. The transcript is spliced from 7 exons. The record is from RefSeq and is a predicted model, not a curated record. Lineage: Eukaryota; Metazoa; Chordata; Actinopteri; Clupeiformes; Clupeidae. Gene Ontology annotation, biological process: immune response; positive regulation of T cell proliferation; T cell costimulation.
UGGGGAUUCAAGACGAUGUCUGUAAUUCGGUUCAGUCUCUCAUCUCUCCUCUUGCAGAUCACAUCCCAUGACAGUGGGGCACAACUUGGCCAAACCUGUACAUUGAUGGAAGAUAGACCUGACCAGAUCAGACAUGACCAACCACCCUUCAAACUCAACCACCUCAAACCUACCACUGUAUCUUGGGAUUGUCUUAUCUGUCUGUUCCUCUAUCCAGGGUUCGAUGAUCUCCACAUCAUGUGAUGUAGGGCAGUCUGCAGUGCUGCCCUGCCUAGUCUCCUCACUUCACCGGUCUCCACCCUCUCCUUACAUACAGUGGCUGAGCACGUCGGAAACAGUGUUUGAGGGCAUGGGCACAGAGAAGUUUCAGGGCCACGGGUAUGAGGGACGAGCCAAUGUGCCCCAGCAAAUGCUGGAACAAGGCAACUGCUCUUUGUUUCUGGAAGACGUCCGGCUGACAGACUCUGGCGUGUACGAAAGCUACCUGGUGGUUGGCAAUACGAAAGUGAAAAGGAAGGUUUUGCUGCAGAGUGUUCAGUUCAUUGUCAGGGACCACAAGCUGAAGAAGACGGUGGAGAGGGGGAGGGACCUGGAGCUGGAGCUUUACACUCCUCAGGCCAAGCAAGUGGUGUUUCAGCCCCGGAGGCUCUCCCAGUGGGAUGUCCUUUGGAAGAAGAAAGGGAAAGGGUCCCAGAUGACCCUGCAUCCCCGGGCCAGGGAAGGCAGCUUGACGGUUGUCAUUGAAAACAUCACAUGGAACGAUGAGGGCACCUACCGUGUGUUGGAUGAAAAUGGAUUGGCUCUGAGCACGGUGAUGGUCACAGUAACAGAACCUAGCCCUGACAAGCCAGAACAGACUCAACAGAAAAGGCAAUUCCUUGAGGACCGCUCAGCAGGCAGCAGGUCCUAUCCAGGCCUCCCCCUCUUCUUGCUCUGUGGCUUUAUGCUUUAUUUCAUUUGAUUGGGGGUGGAAGUGAAAGAACAUUUCAUGAUCAGAUCAUUCAUCAAUGGAUAACACCAGCUGCAAACCACUUGCAUAAGCAAAUUCUGCAAAAGUAUUGUGAAUGUAAGACUAUUUGUUUUUUAUCUGUGCAUCCUUUUGUUAACAUAACUGACUUCUGAUGUCAUGUAGUGUGAAUAACUUGAUGAAAUGUAUGUAGAGUGUGGAACAGACAGCAUGAAAGACACAGUGGGAUAGUUGACAGCAGAAUAAUGUGUGCAUAUGUGUUGGAAACAGUUAGGUCAGAUAAGUAUGAUAUGAAGGUCAGCUCACCAUAGACAUACCACACAACAGGUACAAAUAUGUGGAUUGUCUGUAGUGGAGUUAUCUGGUUGAAAAAAAAAGAACCAUUGUUGUGUUUGAUUUAAGGGGACAGUGUAUGGGUGACACUUGCAAGUCAACUGGUCUAUCUGAGUUUUUUUGUUGUAGCAACUUUUUACAAACCAGGAGGACUGUGCUUGUGUACUUGUGUGGUUAUAUGUACAAUCAUUCUCACAUCUCAUAAUAUUUAUUACUGCAAUUUGUACAGAACUGAACUGAUAAAAGUUUUUUUGAAGAUCA